AGCGGCGUGAUUUAAUUAAGGAUCUCUUGGCUGAGGAGCAAGCAAAUCUUUACAGUGCAAGACCUUCCGCUGGAACUACCAAUGAUAGCCCAGCAGCCACCGAUGAAGAGAAAACGUACGGUUGAGGACUUCAACCAGUUCUGCACUUUUGUGUUGGCGUACACUGGUUAUAUCCCUAAUCCUUCAGAGGAAUGGAAGUGUAAUAACAGCACACCAAAAGACAGCCCAAACUAUGGUGACAGCCGGGUCUCCUCUUCUUCCUUCCCUGGCUCACCCUGUGGCCCCAUUUUGGCGAAGAGGGUUGGAGGCAAUGAAGGAGAGACAGCUGAGAAAGGAAAGAGAAAGAAACAGAAGAGAGGUGUGUUGCAUGAGGACAAAGGGCCUCGUAGAAGGAGGUUGAAGUCCCCCAAAACCAAGGAGCCCCUCAUAAACUCAACUCACCAGAUGCCCCAGUUUGAGUGGAGAAAUGGAACCCUUCUCCAUAACACUGUGGGAGGGAGUUCAGUGGCAGACUGCAAACCUGUCACCCUGCUGUUCCCCCCACCCAAGCCCCGUGCAGGGGAUUGUGGGAACGCACACGUUGGAAUGGGUAGAUCUUCAGCGCAGAAACAGCGGCCUGACUCAGAACCUCAGAAUGUUCUGGAGAGGUCCGCGGAAAGCCACACAGACAGAGCUCCUCCUCCUGUUCACCUCGCAAAUGAUACCUGUCAUCUCAUCGGCCAGCGGGGUGACCGGCCUGACCGUGACACCGCAGAACCACAUAGCAGUGACAUCACAGCCCUUCCCGGGGAGAUUGGAGAGAGGGAGGAGCAAGAGGACCUCACUGCGAUGGAUGGGACUGUGCAUGUGCAGAAGGAGAAGCAUAAGAGCAACGAGCAGGAUGAGGCAGAGAGGGGGAAGAGGGGCUGCAGGCCGAUGGAGGAGAGAGAGGGGAGCGAGGGAGAGGGCGGGGGCACGGACAUCCUUCGCCUGGUGAUUGAGAGGUGUCUGAGGGGGUAUGUCGCUGAUGACCAGGACACGGGAUACCACACCGAAGGGGGCAGCGACAUGGACCAGGAUGCCCAAGACGCAGACGGCAACGCCACUACCAUCUCCGCCGACAGUACAGAGGACUUAUCGGCCAGCAACAGUCAGAUUGAAGAGGAAGACUCCUGGGACCUCAUCACCUGCUUCUGCAUGAAGCCGUUCGCGGGGCGUCCCAUGAUCGAGUGCGGCGAGUGCGGCACCUGGGUGCACCUGUCCUGCGCCAAGAUCCGCCGCAACCACGUGCCCGACGUCUUCACCUGCCAGCACUGCCGCGACGCCAAGCACACCAUCCGCCGGUCGGGGCGGGCGCGCUCCGGGCCCCGCAAGCGCUUCAGUGACUAGCGCUUCCUGUCCUGGGACAAGGACACUUCCUGCUGCAAGUUAACCUUCUGCCUGAACUGCAGAGAUACACCGGCCAUCAGUCAGUUGGUAGUUCCUCUCACUCAGGGCCUUAGGACUGGUCACUCACUGAUGGCUACGAGAGGAGCACAGCCUUCUGCCCCAUUGCUCUACAGUUUUUACAGUCCCGGUGGUCGGACAGCUGUACCCUGUACACAUUCAGUAAUGCUGCUACACAGCGAGAUUGUAUUUGGUGAAAAUGAGAAGCACUAUGAGAUCUCAGCUAUAACCUCAUCUGAUUGGACACACUGCAGGCCAUUUGUGUAUGCACGUGUCAUAAUGUGUCCUCCAAUCACUUUUGAGCCAGCUGAGAGAUUCUGCCCAUUUUUGAAUCACCAUACUCGAGCUGGGUGUCUGCAGUUUGGACUGCAAGCUUUAAUGAUUAAUUCCGAAUUGUUGCUCGGAUCCAGUUUUUUUUGUUUGUUUAUAUUCAUUUUUGAAAGUGCCCCAUAUCCGAUAUCAGUGUAAACAGACUUCUGUCCUGACCU
Molecule: messenger RNA, 1913 nt
Organism: Megalops cyprinoides (Indo-Pacific tarpon)
Lineage: Eukaryota; Metazoa; Chordata; Actinopteri; Elopiformes; Megalopidae
Product: PHD finger protein 23A-like
Exons: 5
Coding region: 82-1368 (428 amino acids)
Source: RefSeq, a predicted model, not a curated record